AUGCGAUCCAUCACCCUCAUAUCACCGUUGGCCUGCUGGGCACUCAUCGGAGGCCUGGCGGCAGCAUCCCCGGCCGGGAAAUGCGACUCGUCAAGCUUCCUCACCGUACAAACCUCCAACGGGCCCAUCACGGGUCAUCCAGCGUCCAACGGCUCCAACGUGUUGGAGUAUCUCGGCAUUCCAUACGUCAGGCCUCCCGUUGGCGACCUGCGCUUCGCUCCGCCGGAGAGGUUCAUCGGCAACAGCUCUUAUGAGGCCUCGAGCUUCGGCUUCGAUUGCCCUCUCUCCCCUUCGCGCCAGGUCAACUACCCGGACAUGACGCCCCAGGCGCAACGGAUCAUCGGGUACUUCGCGUCGGGUGCCGGGACGCCCCAGAGCGAGGACUGCCUGACGCUCAACAUCUGGACGAGGCGGAAGAAGGAGGCGCAGAAACCCGUCAUUGUCUUCUUCUACGGCGGGCGCUUCGCGAUCGGCAACACAAACAGCCCCUUUUACAACGGCAAGUACUUCGCGGCGGCUCAGGACGUCGUCGUCGUCACCGUCAACUACCGCCUGAACAUCUUCGGCUUCCCCGGCGCGCCCGGCCAGCCCCAGAACCUCGGCCUGCGGGACCAGCGGGCCGCCGUGGAAUGGGUCCGCGACAACAUCGCCGGCUUCGGCGGCGACCCGACCAAGAUCACCAUCGCGGGCCAGUCCUCGGGCGGCGUCGCCGUCGACUACUGGGCGUACGCGUACACCGAGGACCCCAUCGUCAACGGCCUCAUCGCACCCUCGGGCAACGCCUUCAGCUUCCCGCUCAACAGCCCGGGGGUGCCGGAGCGGAACUGGGAAUCGGUUGUGGCGGCCGUGAACUGCACGGAUGCCGCCGAUGUCAUGGUCUGCAUGCGGGCGCAGAGAUGGGAGGCCAUCAAGGCUGCCGCGGCCGCCGUGCGCCCGACCUCGAGCAGCAGCGUCCUCCGGGCCAUCCCGCCGUUCUAUCCCAGGGUCGACAACGAGAUUGUGUUUGAAGAUUACGUGUCCCUGACCGAGUCUGGCAGCUUCGCCAAGCUGCCUAUUCUCUUCGGAAACAACAACAACGAAGACGGGUACUACAGAAUCCCAGCGUACGGCAACGGCGUCGUCCCGACACCGGAGCAAGUGGCGUCCUUCCUCCUCGAGUCCUUCACGUGUCCGAACUCGUACCAGGCCGAGGCGCGUCGCGCGCAGGGCGUCCCGGCGUGGGUGUACCGCUACUUCGGCGACUGGGACAACACGCGGCUGUUCCCAACGAGUGGCGCCUACCACGGCGUCGACCUGCACAUGGUCUUCGGCGCCUCGGAGGACGUGAGCGGCAUCGCGGCGUCGGAGCCCCAGAGACGGACCACGGCGCUUGUGCAGCGCGCCUGGGCCGCGUUCGCCGGCGACCCGGUCGACGGCCUGAGCUCCGUCGUCGGCUGGCCCAGGUUCGACCCGGGCGAGGAGUCUUUGGUCCUGCUGGCGGUCGACAACAGCCCCGAGGCGAGGUUCGUGAAGCCCGAGGUCUACGAUGCUCCUUGCUCGACCGUUACGAUGGGUGCUCUGGCGACGCCGGCCCCUGCUUGA
This is a messenger RNA of Colletotrichum higginsianum IMI 349063, 1581 nucleotides long. RefSeq names its product Carboxylic ester hydrolase. NCBI's taxonomy places the organism in Eukaryota, Fungi, Ascomycota, Sordariomycetes, Glomerellales, Glomerellaceae. The coding region runs from base 1 to 1581 and encodes 526 amino acids. The record is from RefSeq and is a predicted model, not a curated record. The transcript is spliced from 3 exons.